AUGGUCUGGGACAAUUGGAUCGAGAUGAAUUCAUACUUCAUGCGGUAUCACGAAGUCAAGAAGGUCAAGCUGGAAAAGGACCUCGAUGGCCGGCCAUGUGAGAACCCCAACGGAGGCUAUGCCACAUCCCUUCUCGUUCAGGAUGAUCUGGUCCUGGUGAUCGAGAAUGAAGAAAGCCCUAUCGAGCGCAGGACCGUCGACCAUAUUAAGGAGCUAGAUGGCCCAUAUCAUCUCGACGCAGCAGCUGUCUGUCUGCCCGGUUCGGCCAUUCCCGGUGAAAUGCAGCGUGUCCAGCGACACGCUGCAUUUCGAGGCUGGCGUGUGCCUCACUACGUCGUAAAGUUGCAAAAGUCCAUGAUCCGGUUUCUCAAGGCGUUGACGCCCGAGCGGCCCGUCGAGCGAAAUAACUUCUUCAUCCAGCUCGAUGAUGGCCACCACUGGUCUCACCGCAUGGGCUACGGCACAGCCGGGGUUGACCGCCAACGAGAUCCAUUUUCGAUCCGAGCGACGGACCUCACGACAUCUACCCCGUUCGAGGGCCACGUUACGGUCCGCACCUAUUUCGAGCCGAUCAGCAAGAUCGUGAAAGCCUUUUCAUCUCACGACGCUUGGCCGAGAUGA
This is a messenger RNA of Aspergillus novofumigatus IBT 16806, 621 nucleotides long. RefSeq lists its product as uncharacterized. The transcript is spliced from 4 exons. NCBI's taxonomy places the organism in Eukaryota, Fungi, Ascomycota, Eurotiomycetes, Eurotiales, Aspergillaceae. The record is from RefSeq and is a predicted model, not a curated record. The coding region runs from base 1 to 621 and encodes 206 amino acids.